Molecule: messenger RNA, 496 nt
Organism: Nymphaea colorata (pocket water lily)
Lineage: Eukaryota; Viridiplantae; Streptophyta; Magnoliopsida; Nymphaeales; Nymphaeaceae
Product: WAT1-related protein At1g09380-like
Exons: 2
Coding region: 230-496 (88 amino acids)
Source: RefSeq, a predicted model, not a curated record
UUUCCCUUUUCAAUCUGCAGAAUGUUUAAUGGGAUUCCCUUUUCAAUCUGCAGAAUGUCUAAUGGAAAAGUGUCAGGCUAGGAGUAGUACUGGUGGGCCGGUGGCCACUUUAAUAAUAGAAAAAGAGCCAUUCCUCACGCCAAUGUGAAGUUCUCUCAUGGACUUGGGCAAACAAGGGCCAAAAUCUUGGUAGAUUUAGAGAGGGAGAUCAGUACGGUCGUAGCCAUUAAUGGAGGUAAGUGGAAGGAAUAGGAGGGAGGGGAUGAAGGCAGUGCUGUACAUGGUGGUGGUGCAUGUAAUGGUUGCAGGAAUGAACAUCCUCUACAAGCUUUCGGCAGAUGGAGGUCGAAUGAGCCUCCGCGUCCUCGUCGCUUUCCGGUACAUGUUCGGGGCUGCCUUCCUCUGCCCUCUUGCCUUCUUCUUGGAGAGGAAGACCCGGACAAGGCUUAUAUGUUUUAUACUUGGCCAGGCCUUCUGUUGUCCAAUUUUCGGGUGA